Molecule: messenger RNA, 1387 nt
Organism: Alternaria rosae
Lineage: Eukaryota; Fungi; Ascomycota; Dothideomycetes; Pleosporales; Pleosporaceae
Product: SGNH hydrolase-type esterase domain-containing protein
Exons: 7
Coding region: 249-1052 (267 amino acids)
Source: RefSeq, a predicted model, not a curated record
ACCACUACACACUGACGUGCGUCUCGCGGUUGGGAGAAUUGGGGGGUAGAGGCUGCCAAUCUGUCGUUUCUUAUCCGCCCGUGCAUCCAUCUGCUGCUGAGCCGCUGAUCUGAAGAUACAAAGGACGCAACUCGGGAAAGCCGGUUUCGGAACACCGGGAUUUCGCCGAGCGAGAUAUCCAAGGUACUAGCAAACAUUCCGGAAGGUCCGACGACGAUCGUGCCUACAUCUCUCUAAAAGCAUUCAAGAUGCCUGCUCUCUAUGAACAAUUCUUCCUCUUCGGAGAUAGCAUAACCCAAGACUCCUUCUCCCAGGAGCGAGGCUUUGGCUUCUCUGCAGCCCUUCAAGCUGCAUACAUCAGGCGACUGGAUGUAGUCAAUCGCGGCUUUAGUGGGUACAACACCCGCCAAGCUCUCCAGAUACUCCCCGCCAUCGUGCCCCCGCCGGAUCAGGCUAAGAUUCGGUUCAUGACCAUCUUCUUCGGCGCCAACGACUCAUCGCUACCGGAUGCGCCAAACAAGCAGCAUAUUUCUCUUGACGAAUUCAUCAAGAAUCUAAGGGACAUCAUGUUCCAUCCGCAGAUCAAAGCCCACGACCCUCGUAUCAUCCUAGUGGCUCCUCCCCCAAUCAAUGAGCAUCUGUGGUGGCCAAGAGACCAGUCGAACGGAUAUGCUAGCGUGACGCGCCUGGCGGGUGCGACCAAAACAUAUGCCGAUGCAGUCGUUCAACUUGGCGCCGAGCUUGACCUGCCUGUCGUAAAUCUCUGGAAAGCCUUUAUGGCGAAGACGGACUUCAACGCAGAUAUUUGGAAGCUGGGCGAUGAUCUACCCGGCUCUUUAGACGUCUCGCAGAAUGACGCCUUGGUGGAGCUCAUGUACGAUGGACUUCACUUGAACCCAGCAGGGUACGAGAUUUUCUACCAGGAGUUGAUCAAGGUAAUUGCUGAGCAGUGGCCGGAUCAGUCGCCUGAGAAGCUGCCUAUGGUUCUGCCGCCGUGGAACGAUCAAGAAGCGUGGAAACAAUGGGAGAGUGCUCAGUCUUCUUCGAUUUAGCGCGAAAGUGGUAGACAUGGUGGAUGUGGGCAAGCUUGAUUUCAGCUGCGCGAUCAAGCGGGGCUCUGGGGAAGUCGUGUCCAAUCGGGCGAGGGUGCAUAACUCCGGCAGCUUGUGGUUAGCAGCGUCAUUCGACGAACCUCAGCUCAGCAUCGCGACAACAGGACGCAAGAAUACACCAGCAGUCGGGUUUUCCUGUUCCUAUUUUCUUUCCUGUUCAACCUUUUCUGAGCUACUGUACAUUAUCUCGCUUCUUCUCUACCUAAGUAGCGCCGUCUCGGGAACCGCCUGAUCUUCGGCAAAGACCGCUGUUGCGACCAUCGUACCUUCUGCUU